GUCAUGAAUCCAACAUGUCGGUGUGCGGCAGAAUGAGGAUGUCACCCUCAGCUCUUUUGGGAUUUAAAUGUCUUUUCGCUGCUCGGUUUUCCUCCCGGAGGAUCUUAGCGUGUCUGCCGGGGCUCAGCGGGAGAGGUUACUCAGUGGAGGCUCAGCAGCAGCAGCAGGUGUUGGAUGAGAGGCCUCGGGGCCCUCAGGAUCUCUACAGUGGGCCCCUGGACCACUACACCUCCAUUAUCAGAGAGGGAGCCCUGAAGGAGGACGAGCACCAGAGAGCUGUGAUGCUGACCCUGGAUCAGCUGCACCAAACACUCAGAGGAUACAGCAACACACACACAUCCCUCUUCUCCAGGUUAUUCACGAAGCCUGAACCUCCUAACGGUUACUACAUCUACGGUGACGUGGGCACGGGGAAGACGAUGGUGAUGGACAUGUUUUAUUCUCACGUCGAGACGGAGAAGAAGAAGCGGGUUCACUUCCACGGCUUCAUGUUGGACGUUCAUAAAAGGAUCCACCGUCUGAAGCAGAGCAUGCCGAAGAGGAAAGCCGGGAAAAUGUCCAAAUCCUACGACCCGAUCUCUCCGAUUGCCGAGGAGAUCAGCGAAGAGGCGGCGCUGCUCUGCUUCGACGAGUUUCAGGUGACAGAUAUCGCAGACGCCAUGAUCCUGAAGCAGCUCUUUGAGAAUCUGUUCCUGAAAGGAGUCGUUGUUGUGGCCACCUCCAACCGUCCGCCUCAAGACUUGUAUAAGAACGGGCUGCAGAGGGUCAACUUCGUGCCGUUUAUAGCCGUGCUGCAGAGGUAUUGCCAAACUCUCCGCCUGGAUUCGGGGAUAGAUUAUCGCCGGAGGAACCGACCGUCUGCUGGAAAACUCUACUUCCUCUCCAGUGAGCCGGACGUCCAGGCGACUUUAGACAAGAAGUUUGAUGAGCUGGCUUUCAAACAGAACGACAUAACGCGCCCCAGGAUGAUGAACGUGAACAACAGGAAGGUGCGUCUGGAGAAAGCGUGUGGGAGCAUCGCUGACUGCACCUUCGAGGAGCUGUGUGACCGACCUCUGGGAGCCAGUGACUACCUGGAGGUCUCUCGUCUGUUCGACACUCUCUUCAUCAGAAACAUUCCCCUGCUGACGCUCAACAAGAAGGCCCAGGCCCGAAGACUCAUCACUCUGGUGGACGCUCUGUACGACCACAAGGUGAGGGUUGUGAUUCUGGCGGAUCAUCCUCUGGAGGAACUGUUUGUUCUCGACGGAGAACACGGACACGACGAGAGCAACAUCCUGAUGGACGACCUGGGGCUCCAGAGGGAUGAAGCCAGCAGUCUGUCGAUCUUCAGCGGCUCCGAGGAGAUGUUCGCCUUCCAGAGGACGGUCUCCAGACUGACGGAGAUGCAGACGGAGGAAUACUGGAUCCAGGGAGACCGGAGCGCCAAACCCAAGGUGUAACGCUUCAAAACAAAACAGAAAAACAAAGGGACCAUGCUGCACAACGAUCCAUAAAAACUCUUGACCAGUCACUCCUCCUGCAACUUGCUGCUAACGCCGCACACACAGUAUUUAUUCAAGACUUUCAUUUUGAAAAGCACUUUGUAAAACAGACUUCAUGAAGCGGUCCAACUUUAUUGACUUUUAUACUUCUGUACGGAAGAUUUUAUGAGGAUUUGAAGGACACUUGAAUCUCCUCUCAUGGACAUACGAUGCAUCUCAACGAGUGGUUUGAGAUUUUAAAACAGUGGCAGCAGAUUCAUUCAGAGACUUGAGAGAUGUGUGUUUCUAUUUCUCAUGAUUGAACUGAUUGAACUGCAUGGGGAUCAUUUUACUGAACAAAACAAACAUUUAUCAGUAUUUUUUAUUUAUCAGAUGUCAGGAGGUUUGUAUUUGACUUCCAGUUAUCUGUCUUUUUAAGUGAAACAAUAACAACCCUAACCCUAAGCCUUUUAUUUAGAUACCUGCCUUACAGGAAAGAGACUCAGUGUGAAAGUGAGAAGUGUUAUUUAUGCAGACGGACGGACGGUGAUUACAUUUAGCUGACGAUUUGAACCAAAGCGACGUCUAAUAAGUGCAAUAAACCAUAACGUGUCAAACUAAGGACAA
Molecule: messenger RNA, 2090 nt
Organism: Trematomus bernacchii (emerald rockcod)
Lineage: Eukaryota; Metazoa; Chordata; Actinopteri; Perciformes; Nototheniidae
Gene: afg1la
Product: AFG1 like ATPase a
Exons: 13
Coding region: 15-1442 (475 amino acids)
Cellular component (GO): mitochondrion; cytoplasm
Molecular function (GO): ATP binding; ATP hydrolysis activity
Source: RefSeq, a predicted model, not a curated record